GUUUUUUAUGUUUAUACGAAUCACAAUUGUGAUUACAAUGUUAUGCCGGUGAUCUCUUGUUGAUUGUAAUACAAACUCACCUUUUACAUUGAGAGCAAUAAUACGAAUAUACGAUGGACGAGGCUUUGACAACACCACCUACAUUUCAACUGAAUUUUUCUAAACAAAUAUAUUGUAUUGAAUUAUCUCCUUAUGAAUGGUCUCAACAUUUAAUUUGUAUUGCUCUAGCGGAAGAAAUUGUUAUUGGUACUAUUAAAUUUCAGGAUGAGGACGAAGCAGUAGAAGAUAUGGCUUAUAAUCCUAUUAGAACGUUUCGUCAUGAUACUAGACCACAUGCUAUUGCUUGGAGUCCAGAAACCUGUUUAAGUGUUGUACCAAAAGUUUUAAUGUUUUGUGUUGCUGGAGCAGAUUUAAAAAUAAGAUUAUACACCAGUGACAUGAAUGAUAAUACUGUAUGUGAGAUGGAAGGGCACAAGGAUUAUAUAAAUUCAAUUUGUUAUGAAACUGAUGGUGGAAUAUUAGCUUCUGUGUCUGAUGAUCAUACUUGUAAACUUUGGGCUGUAGAAGAAAAUGAAAAAUGUAUAUCUACAUUUUAUUUAACAUCUCCUGGAAUGAGUGUAUGUUGUCUUUCUGAAAAACCUGGUAAACUACUUGUUGGAGAAAAAAAUGGAUUGAUUCACAUGUAUGGUAUACGAAGUCAGCAAGCAAUUAUGUCUUUAGAUACAAAUAUUAUUCCCUUAAUGUCAAUUGACUGGAAAUCCAAUCCAUUAAAAGUUGCAGCUAUGGCAGCUGGAAAACUAAUUUUAUGGGACAUAUCCAAACCUAGUCCACCAUUAGAAUCAAAACCUCUUCACAUUGAAGGAGGUUCAAUAGUAAGGUUUUUACCUGCUUAUGAAAAUUUUGUAGUAACCAUAGGAAGGCCAGACAAUUUAUUGAAGGUCACAAAUAUAAGAACUGAACAAGAAAUCAUUUGUGGUCAAGUAAAAUUAAUAGGUGGAAUAACUUGUCAUUAUAAAUUACCUUAUGUUUGCGCAACAAGUGAUAGAGAAAUUCGUUUUUGGAAAAUAAGUUCAAAUUAA
Molecule: messenger RNA, 1079 nt
Organism: Eufriesea mexicana
Lineage: Eukaryota; Metazoa; Arthropoda; Insecta; Hymenoptera; Apidae
Gene: Nup37
Product: nuclear pore complex protein Nup37
Exons: 5
Coding region: 114-1079 (321 amino acids)
Cellular component (GO): nuclear pore outer ring
Molecular function (GO): protein binding
Source: RefSeq, a predicted model, not a curated record